This is a messenger RNA of Lasiosphaeria miniovina, 446 nucleotides long. RefSeq lists its product as uncharacterized. NCBI's taxonomy places the organism in Eukaryota, Fungi, Ascomycota, Sordariomycetes, Sordariales, Lasiosphaeriaceae. The transcript has a single exon. The coding region runs from base 96 to 404 and encodes 102 amino acids. The record is from RefSeq and is a predicted model, not a curated record.
CCAUCGGCGUACUCGUACUGGAACGGGUGCUCGCAGGGAGGGAAGCGGGACUGAUAUCGACGCAGUACUACAACGCGUGGCAGCGGCAGUACCCGAUGCACACACCUUUUACCGCCACUAAGAGGUACCCGGACCGGGCCACUGCGUUAGAGGACCCGGCCAGCCGAGGACCCAGUGGCCAGCCGAGCGGGCUGUUCGCACAGCUGCGUGCCUGGGUCGAGAACGGCACGGCGCCCGAGUCUACCCCCGUCAACGUGACGAAGCUGGAUGGAGCGGUGGAAGGUCGAGUCCCGUCCCCGUAUCUGCAAAAGGCGAAACCUAAUGGCGGAGCAGACCUUUCUAGGAACACGACAGCGGCCGGCUCAAAGGGGCGCUGGAUCUGUGUAGAAAUCUGGCAUCUGUAGUUUAGUCAGUCCGCUUGCUCGUCUCUGUCCAACAUAUGCGGA